Molecule: messenger RNA, 2251 nt
Organism: Humulus lupulus (European hop)
Lineage: Eukaryota; Viridiplantae; Streptophyta; Magnoliopsida; Rosales; Cannabaceae
Product: protein CHROMATIN REMODELING 5-like
Exons: 3
Coding region: 693-1304 (203 amino acids)
Source: RefSeq, a predicted model, not a curated record
UUUCUUCAAUAUUUCUUCAAUCUUUCUCUUCCUGGUCUCUCUCGGUCUAUCUCUCUCGGUCUUUCCCGUAGGCUAGUAGCUCUCGCAGUCUCUCACUCCCCUUCACGAAAAACAAAUCCUGAGAAGGGCUUCACCACAUUCGAGUCAAGGGUUUCUCUGAUUCAAGACGAAAUUACUACAGUUGGAUCUGAUUUAGAAGCACUGAAGGUAUUGAGCAAGACUCUUACUGAUAGUUUUCUUGUUCUUGGUAAUUACGAGAAGAUUAAGAAUUCUUUUCCGUAUUUAAGACUUAUUUUUUCUAUAUUUCUUGUGAUGAAAUAUGCACAAGAGCAAUCAGGUUCUUCAGGCUCCUUUCACACUUGCAAGCAAGAAAGUUUAAUUGGUCAAGGAAUAGAUUCAUGCUGUGUUGACGAAGCCAGUAGUGCUAGAUCUAUCAGCAAUAAAGUUCAGCAGAGCGAGUCUAAGAUAUCAGCCCCGAACCCUGAAACUGAGGAAAAUGGUGAUGAUGAAUUAAAUUCUGAAUCGGUGAAGGUCAAGAGGGAUGCUACCAAGAGGGUCCUUAUUAAUAAAGCUCUGCCUAUUUUGACCAUUCAUCUUAAGAGGUUCAGCCAAGAUGCUACCAAGAGGAUGAUGAUGGGCCAAAGGACGCAACGAAGGGUCAUCAAGGCCCUUCUGAUGUCCCUACAGAUGAGAUGCUUUCUGAUGAAUAUUAUGAGCAAGAUGGGAAAGAGCGGAAUGAUUUAAUGCAUUAUAGAGGGUUUCCUCAUUCUUUGGGGUCUAAUUCUGAGCAACAACUAAAGUUAGCUGCAGGGAAUAAGAAUACUGCAAGAUCUUCUAGAGUCUUGAAUGGCAGUGAAAAUUUUGGCGAUGGUGAUGAAGAUGACAACAAUAAUGAUGAUGCUGAUUAUGAAGAGGAUGAAGAUGAAGAUGAUCCUAAUGAUGCAGAUUUUGAACCUGAUUAUGGCAUUACAAGUGAACGCACAUUGAAAAAGGAUAAAAAUUGGGGAGGUGCAGAAUCUGAAGAAGAAGAUGACAGUGAUAAUGAGCUGGAUAUGUCUGAUGAAGACGAUUCUUAUUAUGCAAGGAAAUCAAAAAGUAAACAACGUGGUAAAGGUGGACAUAUUGUUAAAUCUACCAGAGAACGUAAAUUGUAUCAGGGAUCUGGUCGGCAGCGAAGAGGUAAAUCAUCAUUUGAAGAUGAUGAGUCUUUGGGGGAGGACUCUGAAAGUGACAGUGAUGUCGGUUUCAAAAGCACGAGGAAAGGUUCACAUCACGGAAAACUAGUGGUCGAUCUACUUUUUUGAUAAAUGCAACUGGACGAAACAAUGAGGUACGCACUUCUAGUAGGUCUGUGCGGAAGGUGUCGUACAUUGAAAGUGACGAAAGUGAGGAUGCCAAUGAAAGCAAGAAGAAAAAUCUCCAAAAGGUGUAGUCUAGUUGCGUACUAGUAAGAUUAUUUAUUUCUUUUGCUUGCACCUAUUUAAUAGAUUGUACCAUCUAGUUCCUUGGUUCUUCACUUGCAAACUACAAAGCUUAUGAUUUUUGAUAGUUCAGGGGUGAGAGAAGAUAAACUCUUACAUGGGACUUAUCAUGGAAUAUCUUGUUUGCGUUACUAUAUCUACAGAGGUCAUUUGAUAAUACCCAUAAGUUGUACAGAAAGUCAAUUCGAAAAAAAUUAAUAUUUGAUAAUAAUACACAUGUUCUUUUUUCUUAUUUAUUUUUUUUUUUUGCAGUAAUUUUUUGUUACUAUUCUUAAUGUGCUAUGAAUUAGGCUUUUGGCGGGUUAUUAUUUGGAAAAGUACCUUGCCAUGCCAAAUUUGUAAUUCUAAGUUAUUUUGACUGGACUUAACUCAUUGAUGCAAGUUUUUUUAUAAAAAAAACAACUAUUUGAAUGCGCAAACCCCUUUGGAAUAAUUUGUAAAACUGUUAUUGAAAUUUGAUAGAGGUCCUUGCAUGUAUAAAUGGGUGGUGAUUUCGGGUUUGUGUUUCUCACGCUAGAUAAUCAUGAUUGAUAAGAUUUAGUGGAUACCCUUUUUUGCUGGUAUAUGAUUGGCUUCUUAGGCUGUAAAAUAUAAUUGACACCUUGUCAUCUUUCUUUUUUUCUUUUCUUUUUUUUAAACAGGCUUAUCAUCUUUUUAUUAAUAUACAAUUUUUUAUUUGUUAAAUAAAGAGGAGGGGAUACCCUUUAAAGAUAUCAAAAUGUGGUGGGAUGAGAUGAUUGUAGACAUGUCUUUAUUUUAAGAACAAGAAA